AAAUUUGUAGGACCAGAGUGGUCCUGUGCUCAUUUCUUGUCAUGCAAGAGGUCGUGCUUCUGUGCGGGCGCUUCUCUUGCUCCCCAUGCGUCACGAUUGCGGGUGGGGAUUUGUGUACUCUCAUAUUUCGCGGUAAGAACGGAUACGGAAAGAUGCCGCCGGGAGGCAAAGAUGGGGAGUGUGCGAUCAUGUAGUGUGUUCGUAAAAGCUUGUUCCAAAUCUCCUACUUUGCGACCCCUACGCGAAGAAAAAAAUUAAUGACAGUAUCCUUUUAGUAGCGCACUGGUGACAUGCUCGCGUAAAACGAUGCAACACAUUUACAACAACUUGCUUUGUCGUUUAUGUUAGCAUUGCAUGAGAGAAAAUAAAUCACCGCUUUAGCUUUAGGUCGUUUCCAUGACAAUUUUUUCUGUGUCUUUGCACCCCGAGUUUCAGAGGCAACCAGCUAGUGCUGGCUUCUGUUACUUCCUACAAAUAUGCUACACGAUCUCUUAUUUUCGAUCUGAUUUUUUAUACGAAAUGUUUCUGUUCGGGAAUACAGUGUCUGUAUCCACUCCUCUUAUUUUAAUACAGGGCGCAACCAUGUUGAACAGUUAUACUGAAGGAGACAAAAGCGAAAGGGUGGCGGCAUAAAUACAACAUGUUUACUUAAGUUAGUUCUCCACUGUUUCUGAAUUGUUUCUAUAAUUUUUCUAUAAUUUUAUCAAAUUUUACAUCGCAACCAAGUUUCGUGCUUGAAUUUCGGAUGGAUUUCUAUUUAGCUUUUCUUUUCGUUUUCUACUUUUAUACCCUUGUUAUCAGCUAACACGAUCUCACAUUUAAAUGACAAUGCUUCAAAACGAAUUUCAACAUAAAAUUGGGAAAUCAUCGAGAGGAAAAUAGAUGUUUUGACUAGGUAAAAAGGUACUAGCACAGAAUUGUUUGUUAUGCAGGAUCACAUUUGAUGCCGUGUUUCAAAUGAAUCGAUUUUCUGGUGGACACCUUGCAGAAGCAGGGAAGAAAAUGAUGUAGCAUCUACGUUCCCGAUGAUCAGGGACACAUGUCAGCUAUGUUUAAAAUGAAAAUAUUCUUUCUCAAUUACUUUCUUACAAGACAAAAUAUAUGCUAUUUGUAGUCCUUGUCAGAUGCAUAGAAAGCAGAUCAUACGGAAGUGAACUGCGGAAGAUGUGCUGGUGCAGCAGAGUAUCCUCGGGCUCAUUUGGACAUCACACUUUUUCAGUAUCUUUGAAUUUGUUGCAUUUCUACUUUCACGACAGUUUCAGGAGCCAGGAGCAGGGGUUGCUCCUCCAGCUCCUCCUGCUCGUUAUAGUUUACAAAAAAAAAAAUCUAUCGACAGCUCGCUGCAUGCCGACGACUCAUCCCGACCGGCAACGUUUUCUCUAAGAAUUAUCUUCUCGUCCUCGCGCCGGGCUCUUGGACUGUGCGAUGAUGUGGUCAACAGCUAGGGCUAGCUUUCAUUUUUUUCGAAGAAAUCUGAAAUCAAAUAUCAAUAUAUCACAUGGCAAAAACUUAUAAGUUGCACCUACCGAGAUGACGAAGACGAACAACUCUUGCUUUUUUGAAAAAAUGAAUCUGACAUUGUGUUUCAUUUCUGGUGUCUAGUGCCAAGCCCUAG
This is a messenger RNA of Amoebophrya sp. A120, 1615 nucleotides long. The record is from the annotation of a GenBank genome assembly. NCBI's taxonomy places the organism in Eukaryota, Dinophyceae, Syndiniales, Amoebophryaceae.